AUGCAUCAAGAGGGCAAGAAGAAGCAACUGCCAAAGGUUUGUUUUAGAGGUCACUGGAAACCUUCUGAGGAUUUCAAGCUCAAAGAGCUUGUGGCAAUGUUUGGUCCUAAGAAGUGGAACCACAUUGCAAGGAAGAUGCAAGGAAGAACAGGAAAGAGUUGCAGACUGAGGUGGUUUAACCAGCUAGAUCCAAGGAUUAUCAAGAGAGCCUUCAGUGAAGAGGAAGAAGAGAAGCUACUUGCAGUUCAUAGAAAAUUUGGUAACAAAUGGUCUUUGAUUGCUAAGCUAUUCCCUGGAAGAACAGACAAUGCAGUGAAGAAUCACUGGCACAUUCUCAUGGCAAGAAAGCUGAGGAAACAGUCAACUUCUUACUCAAAUUCAAGGAAGAGACAGAGUCCUUCCCCAGAUGAAAUCACUCGCCUGAAUCUACAACCAACGUUCAAUCUGUUUCCUGGUAGUGUAACGGAUGAAAGGACAGAGUUGAAGAACUACAGCUGGAAGAUGCCAAAAGAGGAAAGUGCUAACUUCAGAGAUCAUUUUCUACAAGAAGAGUAUUGUUCCAUGCGCAUGCCAAUGCAGUACUUGGGCCAUCAUCAUCAUCAACAUGACAUCUCUACCUUCCCUGAAGAUUCCGUGGAACUACUCGCAAGUUAUAUCUCCAACUCUCAACCAUCAUCAUCAUCAUCAUCACCAACCUCAGCACUGUCAACAUCAGGAGCAGAAAAUACAAUGGUGGCCAAAUGCAGCGAGACCACUAAACCCCCAACGUUUAUAGAUUUUCUCGGUGUUGGAGCUUCUUGA
Eruca vesicaria subsp. sativa (arugula) is the source of this 801-nucleotide messenger RNA. The record is from the annotation of a GenBank genome assembly. NCBI's taxonomy places the organism in Eukaryota, Viridiplantae, Streptophyta, Magnoliopsida, Brassicales, Brassicaceae.